AAAAUAGUGAAAAUAAAUCAGGUGUUGCGACUGGAAUUUUCGCGCCGAGCAUUUUCCUUGGAAAAUGCUUCAAAAUUCGACAGCAGGUGCAGUGACUCUAUUUGGACAGCAGCCACUAACCCACCUCAACGCGGAUGAUGGGCCGCAGCAGAGCGCGACACGGGAGGCUGGGCGCACGGGAGGAGCGGCGGCGGCGAGCGAGAUCGAGGCAGAUUCGACGGCGCCCGCGGAUCAGUCGACCAACAAGCCGGCUGGCGAAAAGGUCUCUCCGCCGCUCCGUCGCUCUCAGGGGCGCGACCUCACGUGCGUUCGCUUUUAUCUCAGGAAUGGAGUAAAGCAGCCGAGGAAUCAUGAACUGGUUGGUGCAGACAACAUGUUCGACGGUGGUUUUGGCCCUUGCUGUUUCUCAAGUUUUAUCCUUUAUCCCGAAGGAGUAUGAGUUGAUGCAGACCAUCCAGAUCCCGCUGGUGGACACAAAGACGCAGUUCUUCGACCAGGGCUUCGAUGGCUUCCCAACGCACGGCAUGCGGCCUGGUUCCAACAUCAAGUCGCCGUACCGCGUCGUCCUGCCGGAGAAAAUGCCUCCGGACUUCACGAUUCGCAUGGCGGCCAAACCGGCUUCCAGGGAGGGCGGAUUCCUCUUCGCCGUGGUCAACCCUUUGGACACGGUCGUCCAACUCGGCGUCCGGCUCGCUCCAGCACCUGCAGUCGACGACAUGAACAUCGCCCUCUACUACACGGACGUCAACAUGCAUUUCAGUUCUCAAAUGAUUGCCUCCUUCGUUGUCCCGUCGUUUGCGAAAAAAUGGGCGAAAUUUUCACUUCGAGUGAGUGGAAACAACAUCACGCUGUUCUUCAACUGCAAAGAGCACGGCACGACGGUGACCCCACGCAAGCCCAAAGAGUUGGUCUUUGAUUCUGCGUCCACUUUGUACAUCGGACAGGCCGGCCCCAUCGUCAAAGGAGCCUAUGAUGGUGCCAUCCAGGAGAUCAAAAUCCUCGACGACCCUCUCCUGGCUGAGGUCCAGUGCCUUUCUUUUGAGGGGUUUGCGUCAGGGUCUGGCGAUUUUGGUGAUAUAGACGAGGACCUGGAGAACACUCCGGAUGACUUCUUGACCGGAGACCCUUCGGGCAGAGGCGACCUGGGCUCGGUCCCGCCAUUCCCGCCGCCGCCGCCCAGAUUGCACACGUGGUGUAAUAAUACCUUUUUAAAUUGCACAGACGGCUUAAAAGGAGAAAAAGGUGAAAGAGGAGAAAGGGGUCCCCCUGGACAAGUUCUCCGGGGGCCACCUGGUCCUCCUGGCGAGCCUGGUUAUGGCAGUGGUGGUGACUUUAUUCCAGUAGAAGGGAUGGCAAGAGGGCCGAUGGGGCCUCCUGGGCCUCCAGGCACUUGUAGCUGCAACGCAUCGAUGAUAUUUGGUCCCGACAGCAAGAUGCCUGAACUAAUACCCGGACCGCCAGGGUCACCUGGAAGGGACGGAAAUUCCGGACCUGCUGGGCUCCCGGGUUUGCCGGGGCCGACUGGCGAAAGAGGCCAAACUGGUCAGCGAGGCGAAAAAGGUGACAGGGGUGACGUCGGGCCUCAGGGAGUCGAAGGGCAACCUGGUCCCAAGGGUGAGGCCGGUCGAGACGGCACACCCGGACUUCAGGGUUUGCCCGGUCCGCCUGGUGCGCCCGGAAACUCGGAUUUCACAAACUAUGACCCUGGGUGGAGGCCUCGUGGGAAUCUCAAGGACUCACUUCUUGGUAACUCUGGGUUCGGUCAGGGUAUGGGUAGACCUGGCAGCCCAGGGCCGAAGGGUGAAAAGGGAGAUUCUGGUCCGUACGGUCCAAGGGGUGAACGAGGUGUGCCUGGAAAUAAGGGCGACCGAGGAGAAGCGGGCACCAGGGGCCAAAAAGGAGACAAGGGGCACCAAGGUUCUAUUGGGUACCAAGGGUUUAAAGGAGAGCGAGGAGAGCCCGGUAUUGAUGGAAUGCCAGGCAUUCCUGGAGAAAAUGGUUUAAAUGGGCCAAAGGGUGAUAGAGGAGAAAUAGGUCCAAUGGGCCCACCAGGUCCUCCAUCUUUCAAUGCGGCGAGUCUGAUUGGAGACAGUUUGCUCAGUUCCGAGAAGGGAGACAAGGGUGACAGAGGAGAACCUGGCGUACCUGGAAUUGAUGGCAAAAACGGCCAACCUGGGACAAAGGGAGAGCCUGGAACUGUUGUUUCUUCCGACGGGAAAGUCGUAAAAGGAGAUAGAGGUGAACGAGGGAAGAGAGGAAAGCGAGGAGAGCCUGGUCCAGCUGGCCCACCUGGUCCUCCGGGUCCACCAGGUCCUAGAGGAGAUUUCGGUCUACCUGGAUGGGGCAUGAAAGGAGAUAAAGGUGAUCCUGGUUCAAAGGGGGAAGCUGGCCAGUUAGGAGAAGGUGGACUCAUUCCGAAAGGGCCCUUGUAUAUUCCCGUUCCUGGACCUCCAGGCCCUCCAGGACCGCCAGGAAUUCCAGGAAUUUCCAUUCAGGGUGAAAGGGGUGAACCGGGACCCCCUGGAGAACCAGGAUUUUAUUCUUACAGACCUGGACCAGCAUUUGGUGAGCAAUCCUUGUCAGGCCGACCAGGCAGCGCAAGGAGUAGUCUUGAGGAGCUGAGAGCUUUGAAGCACAUAAAGGACAUCAAGGAUGGUCUUGCCCCACCAAGUCAUCACACAGGGCGCACUCACCACCACGAGACACCGCCUCAAAUGAAAGUAGUCCCUGGGGCUGUCACAUUCCAAAACUCGGAAACUAUGAUCAGAAUGUCUUCUGCCUCACCUGUUGGCACCAUUGCAUUCCUCCUCGAUGAGGAGGCUCUUCUAGUCAGGGUCAGAAGUGGGUGGCAGUACAUAGCUCUCGGAGGAUUGGUUUCCGUGGACACGACUGCACCUCCUGAGACCACAACCACCACCGAAGCUCCCAUUCUUCCACCCAUCAGACCUCAAAUGGAGGUUUCAAAUCUCCUAAGAACUGUUGAUGGUCCUAAUUGGACGCCUAAAAUGCUAAGGUUAGCUGCCCUCAAUGAGCCAUCUACAGGAAACAUGCAUGGCGUGAGAGGCGCUGAUUAUUCUUGCUACCGUCAAGCAAGAAGGGCCAAUUUGAGAGGAACCUUCCGAGCGUUCCUUGCAUCACGAGUCCAAGAUUUGGACUCCAUCGUCCGAUCAACCGACCGAGACCUUCCUGUUGUCAAUAUAAAGGGAGACGUCUUGUUCAACUCAUGGAAUGAGCUGUUCAAUGGGGACGGAGGACUUUUCCUCGGCCAGUCUCGAAUUUACAGUUUCAGCGGGAAAAAUGUUCUAAGCGACAUGAACUGGCCUAUGAAGGCAAUCUGGCAUGGAUCCCAACUGAUGGGUGAAAGGGCCGUGGACACCUAUUGCGAGGCCUGGCAUUCGGAGUCGAUGGACAAACUCGGCCUCGGCUCCUCUUUGCUCAAGGGCCGUCUUUUGGGUCAGGAGAGAUUCACCUGCGAUCAGAAACUGAUCAUCCUGUGCAUGGAGGCGACCAGUGUGGGACGAAGCAGGCGCAGCAUUCCCGAGGACACAAUUCUCAGCGAGACGGAAUACAAUUCUCUUGUCGGCGCAAUCAACUGAUUUGGCUUCGCAUGUUGUCAUUAUCCGUCCUCGCUGAAUGUAAUUUAAAAAAGAGAUCAAACGUUUCCGAUAUUUGUGUUAUUUUCAUUCAUAAUACUCGUCUGGUCACACAAUUUGAUGUAUAGCAUGUGUCGUAAGCUCUCUCUACUAUAUUUCGGCAUAGAUUAAAAUUACAUAAUAUUUAAAGAACAUUUCAGCAAUAAAGGAAUUUACGAAUCAAUGUGUUGAAAGUUACCAAGCCAAAUUAUCUCGAUGUAAUUCGCAAACUUCAGUUGUGCAAAAAAAUGCCAUAAUAAUGCCAUUUUCGCUGUAAAUUAUUAUUUAUUGUUAAUAUUAAAUAAUGUCUAAUGUCCAUCAAGCACCUUACUUAUCCUUAAAUCCUUAGUCACAUUCCAAACUAAUUGUUUUUAUCUGAAUAUAUAAUAUAUUCAUGUGUAAAAUUAAAAAAGAAAAUGUGCUUGUAAAAUACGUUGUCACAGCAAGAUCACCAGUUUUGUAGUAUUUAUUGACAUAAUAUUGUAUCUCUAGAAAUUAAAAAAGUCAUUCAUCUUUAACCCUCUGCUUCAGCACUAUUGAUCCAAAAAUUAAAAAGCUAUUAAAAUAUUGCAAUUAUGACUACUGCUGAUUUUUUGACAAUUUGACCCGUACAUAUGGAAGAAAAUUAACUUUUUUUUUAUUGAAUUUCAACAUGUGUGGUGUUAUUGGGAGCAGAGUGGAUUUUAUAUUGAUUUCUUCCAUUUGAGGUCUGCUCUCUAAAUGUAUAAAGCAAAAUAAUACCACAAAAUAGCUACAAUAGAGGUUCGAAUUAUGUAUUACAUGAUGUACUGACAAACCAACAAAAUUAGAUGUAAAUUUCUGUGUAAAUAAAUUAUAAUUAUUGUAAAACAAAA
Molecule: messenger RNA, 4486 nt
Organism: Neocloeon triangulifer
Lineage: Eukaryota; Metazoa; Arthropoda; Insecta; Ephemeroptera; Baetidae
Gene: Mp
Product: collagen alpha-1(XV) chain
Exons: 29
Coding region: 351-3596 (1081 amino acids)
Source: RefSeq, a predicted model, not a curated record